UAUCAGUCCUUUUAAAGAGAAGGGAGACAGAACAUUCUUUGGAUUUUCUCUCUUUCUCACACCCUUUCCCUCUUGCACAAUCACAUUCACAACCUCUCUGUCUCAUCUUUCUUUCUUUCUUUUCUUACAUCUUCUUCCACGGCUUCUUUUGAAACAAGAAUGAACAUGGAUAGAGAAAAAGAAGAGGUCAUAGCAAACGGUGUGAAGAUGAGGGCACUUAUGCAGAAGUUAAGCCCAUCUAUCAGAAUCCCUUCUUCAUCUUCACCAUCUUCUCGUCAUCUCCACAACAUCUCUGCUCAUGACUAUCCUGUUUUCACUCCUAGCUAUGCAGAUGAGCCUGUGUCUGCAUCUCAUCACAAGGAUCGGGAUGUUGGUUUAGUGCAAGAAGAUAAAUAUCAAGACUUGAGACAUACUUCAAGAAAGACUUUAAUACCGCAGCAAGAUUCUCAUCACCAUCAUCAGUCCCGUGUUUACACCAAGUCAGACACUCUCAGAUCCCAAACGUUGCAUUUUAGAUCGGUCUCUUCUUGUAAUGACUACAAACAGAGAGGUUUCGACACCAAGAGCUUCAAGAACUCUAAUCUUGUUGUGCCCUUGACGGAUUCACAUUCCCCUGCUGUUACUUCUCAGACAAGGAACCGUGGAGGCAGAGUGUUGUCUUGGUUGUUCCCCAAGUUAAAGAGAAAACAAAAGAGCAGCUCGAUCUUUGAUUCCCCUAGUAGAACCGAGAAAUCAGAAGAAGUUCCUGAGAAGUUGAAGAGAGAGUUGAUGGAAGCAAACAGAAGCAGAGACGCUGCGUUAACACAAGUCUCAGAGAUGAAAUCUUCACUGAGAGAGUUCAACGAGAAGCUUCAGUACUUGGAAAGUUACUGUGACAGUUUAAAGAAAGCUUUAGUGUCACGAGAGAAGAACUCAGAGAUUCAAGUGAGCGAAGAUGUGAUGGUUGAAAAGUUCUUGCAGAUUGUAUCCGAAUCAAGAUUAUCCAUAAACCAAUUCUUGAAAACAUUAGUCACAGAGAUUGAUGAAGAAGACUUGACUCUGAUUAGUAACAUCAACACUUUCCUUCAACCACACAACUUGUCAUUCACCUCUAAGUACUCCAAGAUCAUUCAGUACCACUUAGAAGGCAUCAUAAGCCAAUCUAUAUACCAAGAUUUCGAGAACUGUGUGUUCCAGAAGAACGGUAAACCGAUGUUUCUUGAUCAAGAACUAGAUCGAAAAGCGAAAUUCUCGUCGUUUGCUUCUUUAAGAAGCUUGAGCUGGAACGAGGUUAUGAGAAAGGGUACAAAAUACUACAGCGAAGAGUUCAGUAGAUUCUGCGACGAGAAGAUGAGUUUGAUCAUUACAAGGUUGAAAUGGACAAGACCUUGGUCUGAACAAAUGCUUCAAGCGUUUUUUGUCGCUGCUAAAUCUGUAUGGUUGCUUCAUUUGCUUGCCUUCUCGUUCAAGCCAGCGUUAGGGAUCUUGAGGGUCGAGGAAAACAGAGUGUUUGAAUCAAGCUAUAUGGAAGAUAUGGGUGCAGAUAGGGAUAGGCAGAGAUCAACAGGGUCAUGUAGACCGGUGCGGGUUAAGGUUAUGGUGAUGCCUGGGUUUUAUGUUCAAGAUAGGGUUUUGAGAUGCAAGGUUCUUUGCUGGUACUAGUCCAUAAGGCUGGAAGAGAGUCACACUCUCUUGUCUAACUUUACUCAUUUAUCUUUUACAUUUUUCGUUGUUAAGAAUUAUCAUAGAUUAUUAUAAUGCUUCACAUUUUUUGCUAUGUCAAAAAUUAUCAUAGGGCCAUAGGCUAGUAUCUCUUGUUGAUUUGCUAUGUUUUUAACGACAGUGUAUUAUGUGAGACGAACAAUGAUAAUAAUUAUUGCAUUAGUUUCUA
Messenger RNA from Raphanus sativus (radish), 1870 nucleotides. Its product is annotated as IRK-interacting protein-like. The coding region runs from base 160 to 1641 and encodes 493 amino acids. The record is from RefSeq and is a predicted model, not a curated record. NCBI's taxonomy places the organism in Eukaryota, Viridiplantae, Streptophyta, Magnoliopsida, Brassicales, Brassicaceae. The transcript is spliced from 2 exons.